Messenger RNA from Alosa sapidissima (American shad), 3015 nucleotides. Its product is annotated as arrestin domain-containing protein 3-like. The coding region runs from base 155 to 1198 and encodes 347 amino acids. The transcript has 7 exons. Gene Ontology annotation, biological process: protein transport. Gene Ontology annotation, cellular component: cytoplasm; plasma membrane. Lineage: Eukaryota; Metazoa; Chordata; Actinopteri; Clupeiformes; Clupeidae. The record is from RefSeq and is a predicted model, not a curated record.
UCAGUUGCUCUGCUGCCUUUAGGACGAUCUCAUUGAAAGAUUGACAUGGACAGGUGUCAGGCUACAGCUGAACAACUUCCGGAGGACGGGAGAGGAUUUCCACAUUUCCACCGACUGGACUGUUUCAGAGUACAUUUUUGGAAGAAAUGCUGACAUGUCUUUUAACAUGAUCCUUUCAGUAACAUAUGAUGAAAUCAACGAGAGCAACACGUUCACUAACGGGGAUUGCAUUUCUGGCCACGUCACUUUAGAUGUUACGAAGAAAACGAAAAUAAAGUCCUUUCGGAUUAAACUCAAAGGGAAAAUAAAGGUUCAAUGGAGGGUAGCAUGUAGUCGUGGAAUAAGGCCAUCAUCUAAGGGCUACGACGACGAAGAGACACUUAUCAAGUCAGUCCAAUACUUUGUUGGAGGUGACCUUGGCACUCCACUAUUGACAGAUCACAAUGGGCAGCCUUAUUCCAAUACAAUUACACCAGGACGUCACCUAUUCCCCUUUACCUUUGAUCUACCUCAAGAAAAAAUGCCUCCUUCUUUCAAAGGAGUGCAUGGCAAGAUUGUUUAUUUCCUGGAGGCUAAAUUGACAAGAUUGAUGCGGAUAUCAAGCAAAGACAGAAUAGAGUUCACCUUUGUCCCAAAACCCAACCCUAGCAACAGAGUAGCGCAGGAUGAUUUCACAGACAAGAGCUGGACCUUCCAGGAUGGGAUUGUGUCUAAUAUAAAAGCAGGCAGGAAGUGUCAUUUAGGAGAGGGGCUAACAGUCACAGGAACAACUCAGAACACCUCAAGCAGUCCAGUCAGGCUUAACUUUCGCCUGUGCCAGGUCCAGGAAUGUUGUGCACAAAACCAACAUUGGAGCCAUGAUUCCCAAGAUGUCCUGAUUGAAAGAAGUGACAUUAUUGGUCCAUUUAGGACUGCAAAUGUGACAGAAGUGCUGAAAAUCCCAUGCAACAUCCCUGCUUCUCUUCUCAACUGUAGGCUCAUGAAAGUAGAGUACAAACUAUGGGUAUAUCUUGAGGGAAAACAUUCGUUCGACUCGAUUGUAUUUGGCGUGGAACUCCUUCCUCCACGACAAGAGGGCGGUCAAAGCAGUUUCUCGGAGCAAUCGAGGAGCACCAGCCAAGCGUCUCAGGUUCUCCGCUCUUCCUUACUCUGUGGUAGCCCCCUUCCUGCUGACAUACACCAUCUCUUCACAAAGUAAAAUAAUGUGUUCUUUUCAAGAUACAUUUCAAGAGCCAAUGGCAUAUGAAUCUUCACUGAGGUUGCAAUAAGGUCUGUGCCAGAAUAUACACAGAAACAAGGCUCAGUUCAAAACAAGAAUUGGCAGCUCAACAGUAUUUGAACAGCAAAUGUUUUACAUUUGAAAGUUUUUAUGGUCAAAUUUUCCACCAGCAGUAGAGGUCUUUAUUUUACAAUUUUGUAAAGUUUAUUUAUGAGCAACGAGCCUUUAAGUGAGAGAGAUUGGCAGGCAAUGAGUGGGAGAAAGAGCUGGAGUAUGAUGGGGGAAAGGCGGGGAAGUGGGCCAUACUUUUACCUUGCGCUCCGGUAAAAAUGCCGCUGCUCCUUGGGCUACGGCUCCUUCACUUUUCCCACUUCUAAAGUUCAUGCCUACUCUUUUACUUUGGGUUAGUGUCGUAGAGAGCUAUUGAAAAGUCCAUCAUUGUUCCAUAAGACAUUUUUUGGACAUGUGCAUAAUGAAAGUUUUUCCAGUGUUCAUUCCUAUUAGAUGGUGCAAGGCAGUCUGUUUUUUUUGCCAAUGAUAGUCUAUUAAAUAUCCAGUUUCGAGCACACUGGAAAGAUAGAUGGGAUCCUUACUCAAAUAGCGCCAUCACUUCUACUAUUUAAUAAUUAAAAGUCUUAGCCAGUAUUGCUCCACUGCGAUGUUAGUUGGCCAUGUGCAACAACACAGUUCAGGAGGUAUAUUCAAUAACAAAGGUCUCAUGACAUUUCAGUAUAUUAAAGGGUAAUAAGAUAGUUGGGUUGUUGGGUUAUUUUUUACUUUUGCCUCUGAUUGCAAUAGGACAGCAGAGAUAGACAGGAAAUGAGUGGGUGAGUGGUGGAAGUCGGAUCUGGGACUGACCGUGGGUUGGAAUCAAACCUGGGUCCCCAUAAACGCCUACUGUAGACCUGCCACUUGGAAGUAAACCAAGUGAACCAAACUAGGGAAGUAAUCACUUUAUCUUCUCAGAAUGCAGACCAUCAGAGGAUUUUAAGAUGGCACAUAGGAUGCUAUGAACCCCACUGAAAUGAGUUCAAGCACAUCCUUCAUCUCUUCUAGUCUCUGAACUCUAGUUGGUGUUCUCCCUGCCCAGUCCUUCACUCAGUUUCUUAUCGUACCUUAUCUUAUUUUUCUCAGUCAUAUCAUUUCAUUUGGGGAUGUAUCUAUUCAUGUAUUUGAAUGUUUAUUUUACAUGUGUAAAAUGUGGUGCUUUGGAUGCUUGUAUAGAAUUCAAGAAAAUAAACAAUUGAUUCAUUUUAUGGGAACUACAAAAUAAACUGCAAAAUAUAACUUAAAAGGCUUGUUUCAGAGAAUUAUCUGUAUUUUAACAAAUUGUAUUGCCAAUGUUAGGAUGUCUCCCAUUUCCAUGGAUGUAGACAUAAGGCCAAACUUCAACUCAAAUUAUUCUACCCAAACUUAUUGAGUAGAAUGUUAUUUUAUGUUAUUUCACUGAUUUGAAUUAUGUUGUCUAAAAAUGAAAUUGUGUCUUCCUUUUGCACUAACUGUAUUGUAGGCUGUUACUGUACAACUAUUUUUCUUGGAAUUCAUACUACAGGGGCAUUUUUUACCACUGUGUUGCUUCACCUCUGCAUUUAAUAACAUUCUGUAAAUGUUUAGGAACUCAGGAGAUCAGUUGUUAGAGUUUUGAGAAUGAAAUGUGGUCCCAUUCCUGCCCGAUAAAGGAUUUCAGCUGUCUGUCAACAGUCUGGGGUCUUCUUAAUCAUGUUUUUCAUUCCAUGAUGCACCCAAUUAGACAAGUCUGGACUGCAGACAGACCAUUUUAGCAUCUGGACUCUUCC